Seriola dumerili (greater amberjack) is the source of this 3693-nucleotide messenger RNA. It is a transcript of the gene polr1b, whose product is annotated as RNA polymerase I subunit B. Gene Ontology annotation, biological process: DNA-templated transcription. Gene Ontology annotation, molecular function: ribonucleoside binding; DNA-directed RNA polymerase activity; DNA binding. Gene Ontology annotation, cellular component: RNA polymerase I complex; nucleus. Bases 1 to 3399 code for a protein of 1132 amino acids. NCBI's taxonomy places the organism in Eukaryota, Metazoa, Chordata, Actinopteri, Carangiformes, Carangidae. The transcript is spliced from 15 exons. The record is from RefSeq and is a predicted model, not a curated record.
AUGGACUAUUCAACAAAGUGGAGUAAUUUACCAAAAGCCCCGAGUCUAAAGAAUCUGACACAGGGAGGGUUUGGGGUCCUGAAAGAGGCUCAACAUGCGGCUGUUCAGGAUUUGACUAAAGCCCACAUCGAGUCUUUUGACCAGGCCGUCACUGACGGACUCAGCCGCGUUGUACAGGCCAUCCCUCCCCUUGAGUUCACAAUAAAAAAUGACAAGAUCAGCCUUUCCUUCGUGGAAGCCACAGUCUACAACCCAGUGGUCGCCAAAGGGAACAUCUGCAAGGAAAUGAGGGUGUUUCCUGCAGAGUGCAGGGGCAGAAGAUGCUCAUAUAAAGGAAAGCUGGUGGCAGACAUCAGCUGGUCGAUCAAUGGAGUUCCCAAAGGCAUCAUCAAACAGUCCCUGGGCCAGGUGCCAAUCAUGGUCAAGUCCAAGCUGUGUAACCUGCAUGGUAUGUCUCCUAAGGAGCUUGUCGAACACCAUGAGGAAGCAGAGGAAAUGGGAGGUUAUUUUAUUGUGAAUGGAAUUGAGAAGGUUAUCCGAAUGCUGAUCAUGCCGAGAAGGAACUAUCCCAUUGCCAUGGCAAGACCGAAGUGGAAGAGCAGGGGCCAGGGAUACACUCAGUAUGGUAUUUCUAUGCAUUGUGUAAAGGAGGAGCACACAGCCAUCAACAUGAACCUGCAUUACCUGGAAAAUGGGACUGUGAUGCUGAACUUCAUCUACCAGAAAGAGCUCUUCUUCCUCCCACUAGGCUUUGCUCUCAAGGCCUUGGUGGACUUCACAGACUUCCAGAUCUACCAGGAACUGAUCAAAGGCCGCGAGGACAAUUCCUUCUACAAGAGCUGUGUAUCCGAGAUGCUGCGCAUCGUCACGGAGGAGGGCUGCACCACCCGCAGCAAGGUGCUCAAUUACCUCGGCGAGCGCUUCAGGGUUAAAAUGAACCUCCCUGAGUGGUACACCAACGAGCAGUGUGCCAACUUCCUGCUGGACGAGUGCAUCUGUGUCCACCUGAAGUCAGACGUGGAGAAGUUCUACCUGCUGUGUCUGAUGACAAGGAAGCUUUUCACGUUUGCCAAGCAGGAGUGCAUGGAGGAGAACCCCGACAGCAUCAUGUGUCAGGAGGUGCUCACUCCCGGCCAGCUCUACCUCAUGUUUCUGAAGGAGAGACUGGCUGCCUGGCUGGUGUCUGUGAAGCUGUCCUUUGACAAGAAAGGCAGCAGACUGAGUGGAGGAUGGAGUCCUGAAAACAUGAUGAAGAUAUUUAACAUGGGCACUGAUGUGACCAAACCCUUUGAAUAUCUGCUGGCCACUGGGAACCUCAACUCCAAGACAGGUCUUGGCAUGCUGCAGAACACAGGCCUGUGUGUCGUAGCUGACAAGCUCAACUUCAUCCGCUACCUGUCCCACUUCCGCUGUGUGCACAGAGGAGCAGCGUUCGCCAAGAUGAGGACCACUUCUGUUCGUAAGCUUCUGCCAGAGUCCUGGGGCUUCCUGUGUCCUGUCCACACUCCGGACGGAGAGCCCUGUGGCCUUAUGAACCACAUGACAGCCAGCUGUGAGAUCGUGGCACCGACCUUGCCCACCACAUCCCUGCCUGCUCUGCUCUGCUCUCUCGGUGUUACUCCAGUAGAUGGAUCCCCUGGUCAAGCCUAUUCAGACUGCUACCCUGUGGUCCUGGACGGGGCCGUUGUAGGCUGGUUGGAGGCUGAAUUAGCCCCAGUUGUGGUCGACUCACUGCGAAGGUUCAAGGUGCUGAGAGAGAAGAAGAUCCCUCCCUGGACUGAGAUUGUUCUGGUUCCUAAAACAGGCAAGGCCAGCUUGUACCCAGGCCUGUUCCUCUUCACUACACCCUGUCGUAUGGUGCGGCCUGUACACAAUCUAGCUCUUGGAAAGGAAGAGUUAAUUGGGACAUUUGAACAGCUUUACAUCAAUGUGGGCAUCUUGGAGGAUGAGAUCGAGCCAGGAGUGACCACACACCAGGAGCUUUUCCCUCACACCAUGCUGAGCGUGGUGGCUAACUUCAUCCCCUACUCAGACCACAACCAGAGUCCUAGGAACAUGUACCAGUGUCAGAUGGGUAAGCAAACAAUGGGUUUCCCCCUGCACUCGUUUAUGGAUCGCUCAGAUAACAAGCUGUACCGGCUCCAGACCCCACAGAGCCCACUGGUCAGGCCCUACAUGUACGACCACUACAACCUGGACAACUACCCCAGUGGCACAAACGCCAUCGUGGCCGUCAUAUCCUACACGGGCUACGACAUGGAAGAUGCAAUGAUUGUGAACAAGUCAUCAUGGGAGAGAGGCUUUGCCCAUGGAAGUAUCUACAAGACUGAGCUGGUGGAUCUGGCAGACAAGGUGAGGGGAGAAGACAGCGUGGUGUUCGGGACCAAGUCAGGUGAGGUGAAUGGAAAACUGGACGCUGAUGGACUACCUCACAUUGGCUCAACACUUCAGUAUGGAGACCCUUUCUAUAGCUACAUCAACCUCAACACUGGCCAGACCUUCACCACCUACUACAAGAGCCAAGAGGCCUGUGUAGUCGACAACAUAAAAAUCUGCAGCAAUGACACUGGCUCAGGCCAUUUUAAACGUAUCUGCAUCACGGUACGAAUACCUCGCAACCCCACCAUUGGUGACAAGUUUGCCAGUCGCCACGGUCAGAAGGGCAUCCUGAGCCGCCUGUGGCCGGCUGAGGACAUGCCCUUCACAGAGAGCGGCAUGACUCCCGACAUCCUGUUCAACCCCCACGGCUUCCCCUCCCGCAUGACCAUCGGGAUGCUGAUUGAGAGCAUGGCCGGCAAGUCCGGCGCGCUGCACGGCCUGAGCCACGACGCCACACCCUUCACCUUCUCUGAGGAGAACUCUGCAUUGGAGUACUUCGGUGAAAUGCUCCGGGCUGGUGGCUACAACUACUACGGCACAGAGCGGCUCUACAGUGGAGUGAGCGGUCUGGAGCUAGAGGCCGACAUCUUCAUCGGAGUUGUCUACUACCAGCGGCUGCGUCACAUGGUCUCCGACAAAUUUCAGGUGAGGACCACAGGAGCACGAGACAAGGUGACCAAUCAGCCAGUGGGGGGCAGGAACAUCCAGGGGGGCAUCCGUUUUGGGGAGAUGGAGCGAGACGCCCUCCUGGCGCACGGCUCCUCCUUCCUGCUUCAUGAUCGACUCUUCAACUGCUCGGACCGAUCAGUGGCUCAGGUGUGCAUUGACUGUGGCAGCCUCCUCUCCCCUCUGUUAGAGAAACCACCACCCUACUGGUCGGCCAUGCGCCACCGCAAGACUGUGUGCACCCUGUGCGGCAAGAGUGACUCUAUUGACUCAGUGUCUGUUCCUUAUGUCUUCCGCUAUUUUAUAGCCGAGCUCGCAGCAAUGAACAUCAAAGUCAAAUUAGAUGUGAAGUGAAUUUUGCUGGAGGAUACAUGCCUUAAAUAUGACAAAGUACAAAUCAGAAGAAUGAGUCUCAGUAAAGCUGCGUGAAUUAACUGUGCAACAGAAGACAAAUGCACUGUACAGCCAUGAUGUAAGUAACUGCUUUGUCCAAAGUGUUUUAUUAGCCAAGACUGAGAGAAAAUGACCACAUUAGCAGCAUAUGAUGGAAUGAAUGUAGUGACAUGUUCUGUUGAGGUGUGUAAAAGUAACCCAAAGGGCUUUUGUACAGUCAUUCUGAGUGUUGAAUAAAAAUGAUGUGCUGUACCA